CUGCAGCCUCGGAGGCCUCGGAACGGGAAUGUCUUUGGAAGGGAAGAACAAACGGAAGAAAAAGAAAAGUGCCGAGCCGGGAGAGAACCGAGGCGCCGGCGUUCGCGGGCGUCUGACUGAAGACUACCUGAUUGGACAAGUCGCCAAUAGCUUGUGCCACGGCAAGCGGCCCUUGGGAGGCAGCGCCGGUCGGCUGGCGUCCCUCUUCGGCUCUUCUGAGUCGCAGGUUCAACCCGUGUACGUGCCCGUGCCGAAAGAAACCACCAACAAAAGGAAACGGGAUGACGAGGAAGAGAGUACAUCCCAGAUUCAAAGACCACUUUUGCAAGAAUCUGCAAAAACAGUGAAAGCGAAGAAGACACAUUCUGAUGCAGAAAAAAAGUUGGCAAACAGGGAAAGUGCUCUAGCAAGUGCUGAUUUAGAAGAAGAAAUUCACCAGAAACAAGGGCAGAAAGGGAAAAAUUCUCAGUCUGGUAUUAAAGUAGCAGACAGAAAAGGACUUGAUAAUAAAGAUGACACAGUUGUAAGUCAAAGAAAGAAAAUUCCAGUCAACCAAGAAGAAGAGAGAUUAAAAAAUGAGAGAACUGUGUUUGUUGGGAAUUUGCCUGUCACAUGUAAUAAGAAGAAGCUGAAGUCAUUUUUUAAAGAGUAUGGACAGAUAGAAUCUGUACGAUUUCGUUCUCUGAUUCCAGCAGAGGGAACUCUAUCCAAAAAGUUGGCAGCAAUAAAACGUAAAAUUCAUCCUGAUCAGAAAAAUAUUAACGCUUAUGUUGUGUUUAAGGACGAGAGUGCUGCUACAAAAGCAUUGAAAAGAAAUGGGGCUGAAAUUGCAGAUGGAUUUCGUAUUAGAGUUGAUCUUGCAUCUGAGACCUCAUCUAGGGACAAGAGAUCAGUGUUUGUGGGGAAUCUCCCAUACAAAGUUGAAGAAUCUGCUGUUGAGAAACACUUUUUGGACUGUGGAAGUGUUGUGGCAGUGCGGAUUGUGAGAGAUCAAGUUACAGGAGUCGGCAAAGGGUUUGGCUAUGUGCUCUUUGAGAAUACAGAUGCUGUUUAUCUUGCUCUGAAGUUAAAUAAUUCUGAACUAAUGGGAAGGAAACUAAGAGUCAUGCGUUCUAUUAAAAAAGAAAAGUUAAAACUACAGAAUUCAAAUCCAGGUAUGAAGAAUGUCAGUAAACCUAAGCGGAAACUUAACUUUGCUUCCAAAAAGGAAAAAGGACAUUCUAAAAGUUCAUUUAUUGGAGAAAAGGCUGUACUCAUUAAAAAGAAGAAGAAAGGACAUAAGAAACAUGGACAUAUUAAGAAACAAAUAAAACAGAAAUAAUGAUCAGAAGCUGCUUUUAUUUUCCCCACUGAAUACUGCUAAUAAAAGUGCUGUUAUUUGCUAAUA
Molecule: messenger RNA, 1387 nt
Organism: Carlito syrichta (Philippine tarsier)
Lineage: Eukaryota; Metazoa; Chordata; Mammalia; Primates; Tarsiidae
Gene: RBM34
Product: RNA binding motif protein 34
Exons: 11
Coding region: 29-1321 (430 amino acids)
Molecular function (GO): RNA binding
Source: RefSeq, a predicted model, not a curated record